Molecule: messenger RNA, 487 nt
Organism: Neurospora tetraspora
Lineage: Eukaryota; Fungi; Ascomycota; Sordariomycetes; Sordariales; Sordariaceae
Exons: 1
Coding region: 23-292 (89 amino acids)
Source: RefSeq, a predicted model, not a curated record
CCGAGGGAGUACCUGCCCGACGAUGCAACGUCUUUUCCCGGGCGUCUGCCGACCGGUACGUUACGUUCGUGGACCCAUCGAGGUAAAGGUUAAGAUUCCGGACGGUUACCGAAUCCAGCUGGAAGCUCUCGAGGAGCUCUUCAACCUACACAACGAGGAUCCCGAAAAGCAACCUCCAUACUUCGGCAACAUAGAGCUGGAGAGAAGCUGCCCCCGGGCGGCUCUGGAUGUAUGGGAAGGUCCAAGUGGAUUGGAGCCCAAGAGAUUCAUCACGCACAACGGAGCCGAAUAACUUGGGCUUCUGUGCCGGAGGCUAUUUUGCCAGCGGCGAGUGUUGGUUUGAGCUCGACGACCCAAGCCAUAAAUAAUGUCAAGGGCCCGAGAGAGCUGGCUUUCCUUCGAAGUAUCUGCGGUGGUCCUGCGUUUAAGGGGUUUCAAUACUACCGUGAUGUUGGAGCGAGGGCUGCUGAGCUUUCUGUGAGAAAAG